UGCCAAGACCAAUGCGCCCUUGCGAGGGAAAGUGUUUCAUAUAAUAUUGGUCCAACGAUCAGCAACAAGUUGACCUGUGAACUCAGUAAUUCAGAUCACUUGCAUCACCCAGAAGAUCUCAAACCAAGAAAAGACUGGAUCUACAGAGGCACACAGGUAGGACGUUCAAUGGCUCAACCCAACUUUAAGAAUUCACUAUCACUAUGUAGCAACGAUUUGCUUGAAUUUUAUUUUAAAACGGUAUCAGUUAUGAAGUUAAUGGGUCUACUGGAGAUGCAUACAAUAUAGGUUGGUUCACACUAGCCGUUAUACCCAUGAGUAAAUGCCUGUUAACCACGGGGAAGCAAUUUUUUUGGUGUCCGAUUUUCCCAAAAUGAAAUUAUUGCUGGUAAAAUUUCCAUGGGUACAUAAAAAAGAAUAGAAGAUGAUGAUAACAAACUAAGAUGCUGAUUUUUCCAUACAUUUCUUUCAAAUUAGAAUCCUUGCGCCACGAACCCCUGUCUGAACCACGGGACAUGCUACAUGGGAUAUACUGAGAAAAAAUACGUUUGUGUUUGCUCAGCUGACUUUAAAGGUGAAAACUGCGAAGGUAAAACGUGUUCUGCUAACUUGAGUACAACCUUGUAUUUACUAAAAUUCUCUUAUUUAUACCAAGGGUUUAUGACACACAAAAACAGGUAUUAUGAUCAGUGAAACGAUGCAAGAAGAUCCUCCGGGACGACAAUGGAGUGUUGCAGAAAAUGCAAUCGAACCCGCUAUUUCGAACUCGGUUAAUUCGAAGUCCCCGCUAUUUCGAAGGAAGAUCGAAUUCCCUUGGAUAUACCCCUCCCCUUUACACUUCCCUAGUUAUUUUGAAACCCCGCUAUUUCGAACUUUUUUGGGACUUCGAAAUAGGGGGGUUCGACUGUAAUAUCAAGACGUUGUUAAAGUCUUGUCGUUGUUGUUUUCUUCGGGUUAAAACUUGCAGGAGAGCGUGCUAUUUGUAAUUUUUUGUUGCCACCCUUAACUUCCAACAUUCGGGGUGGAACCCCACUUUACGAACACCCAUAUAUUCGGACAGUUUCGUUUGUCGUAACCAAUCAAAUCAGCACCAAUCCCAAACUUUCAAUGCUCCCCCUCGGGUUAGUGCCUAAGAAAGAUGGCAUCUGGUGCCUUAUCACUGAUAUCUCUUCUCUCCUCGGUUCUUCAAUUAAUUAUUACAUACCUAAGGAAGCCUUCACCUUACACUACGCUACCUUCCACCAAGCUCUCUCUCUAGUUGCACAUCAUCACGGCCCUCAUGGCCAAACUAGAUCAAACACGCCUUCCGACACUGCCCAAUCUGCCCGGAGAACCGCGAGCCACUCAGUAUCCAGUCGCAGGGCAACUUUUACAUCGAUCUCCGCCACCCCUUUGGCUUGCGCUCCCAUUCCUUGCCCCUCGCCCCUACUUCUGUAGUCACUUGGCCGACCCCUGUGAGUGGCUCCUGAAGAACAACUAUCACUUUCAAGACCUCAUGCAUGAACUUGUGAUAACUAUUUUACGGUUGGUUCCCCUAAUUCUUCGGUGUGCGCCCAGAAUGUGGAAACCAUCCCUGAUGUAGCUUCUCAAGUGGGCAUACCCCUGACCCCAGACAAAUUUGUAGGACCCACCACUCGCUUGCUUUUUCUAAGUAUCCUCACCCUUCUUGCUGAAUCGCAAUUCCUCCCCCGACCAGCAAUGUUAUCUCUGUAAAUAUAGGUCUCAAAACAGCUCUAUACUGCACAGAAACAAUUCCAAAGAUUUCCCAAAGAUUCAUGUGUAAUUCUAACCUGAAUUUAUCUAGAAAAGCUCAGAUCAUUAGCUCAUAAAACUAGACCAUUCACCCAAAGAUUUCAAAAAAAGCCAAUCACAUGUUACCCGGAUACUUUAAUACAUUAUCAAAAGUCUCCAGGGCGUUUUUCCAGUUCGCUAAGAUCCGCAUGAGAAUAAGAAUGUUCUUCGCCCCGGUUUGCCAUUUUAACAAAAAUAAUGGUAAAGUCAUCUCCAUCCGUCUGACAGUUUACAAUUUCUAUGCGGUGUACAGGGCAUAUUGAAUAAUGAAGCUCCGCAUGUUGUGUGAAAAUUAUCAUUCUAAAAUUAAUUGUGGACAUGUUCUCUCUGUAGUUGGGUUAUCAUGCAGCUAUCUUAAGAAGGGAGACCCUACAACAGCAAGUGGAAAUUACAAUAUUGAUCCAGAUGGCGAGGGAGAUCUGGAGCCAUUCUCAGUGUACUGUGACAUGACCAACAAGAAUGGGGUUGGUGUGACAGUCAUAAGUCACGACAGUGAGAGCAGGACUACUGUGGAUGGAUAUGAAGGUAAAGGUAGUUACUCACGUGAUAUUAAUUACACAAGAGCAAAUCUAUUUCAGCUGGCCAGUCUCACCAGUGUCUCCUUACACUGCGAACAGUUUAUCAAGUACGAGUGUCAAGACUCAGGUUUUUGGUUUGGCGAUCCAUACGGAUGGUGGGUGUCGCGUGAUUCUACUAAGAUGACCUAUUGGGGUGGAUCAUCGCCAGGAAGUGGCAAGUGUGCAUGCGGGAUGAACAACUCAUGUGCAGCAAACGGACGCUGUAACUGUGAUGCGAAUGACAAUGUAUGGCGUGAAGACAGCGGUCUCCUCACUGACAAGACAAAGCUUCCAGUAAAACAGCUCAGGUUUGGUGAUACAGGUGGAAGUCACGAGAAAGGCUACCACACUCUUGGAAAAUUCAACUGUUAUGGCACAGCAUAA
Messenger RNA from Porites evermanni, 2732 nucleotides. The record is from the annotation of a GenBank genome assembly. Lineage: Eukaryota; Metazoa; Cnidaria; Anthozoa; Scleractinia; Poritidae.